AUGUAUUCUGAUGAUGAAAUAGAUAAUGAUGAAACGAAUCGAAAAGAUUCUGAAUUUAAAUUGGAAAGAUUUUUGAAUCGUUCACAAUUUUAUUUUGAUCGUUUACCGAUACUUAAAACACAAUUGAAUGAUAUUAAUCGUUUUAAUCAACCAGAUUUAUAUAUUGAAAAAUUAAAUGAAAUUGACACGAUUAUUCAUGAUUUAGCAGAAAAUAUUCGUAAUAUUGAACAGUUAUAUUUACAAUUAAACGAAAACGAACGUUUCACACUUGAUCAUCAAGUUCGUCAUUUUCGUAUUGAAAUUGAUCGUGAAAUGAAUGAAUUUCAUAGACUUCGUGAACAAUAUAUAGCUCUUCCUUCAGAGAAUACUUUAUCGAUAAACGAAACAAAUGAUAAUAAUAAUAGUAGUAGUAUCGAAGAAAAUACUACAUCAAAUCAACUUCGUCAAAGACAUGUUACAACAAAUCGUCUAAAUGAUUCCUAUGAUUUACUUGAACAAGAUUUAGCUCAUUUACGUGAAGCAAUCGAUGAAGUUGCUACAAUUAUUGCACAACAAGAUAAACUAUUAUCAAGAACAGAACAAAUAAAAAAUAUAGCUCAAUAUCGUGUUCGAAAUGUAUCUUCAUUGUUUCAAAAAGCUAUUCAUAAUCGAUAUAUAACAAUAGCAUCAGGUGCGUUACUUGGUGCUACAAUCGGUGGACCGGUAGGUUUUAUGAUGGGUGCAAAAGCUGGUACAUUAGUUGCAUUAAGUGGCUCAGCUGUUGGGGCUCUUUCAAUGAAUAUCAUGCAACAAAGAGCAUCUGAAAAUGAAGAAUCUGAAUAUAAUACUACGGCUUAUAAUCAAGCUAUGCUUUGA
Messenger RNA from Adineta steineri, 855 nucleotides. The record is from the annotation of a GenBank genome assembly. NCBI's taxonomy places the organism in Eukaryota, Metazoa, Rotifera, Eurotatoria, Adinetida, Adinetidae.